AUGUCCGAGACUGCCCUCACCUAUGAUGCGACUAUGUUUUCCUCUCCUCUCACGGCCACCAGCCGACCUCCCGUUCAAACGCCGUCCGUCAGUGCAGGAAAUCUCCUCCGGGAGACGUCUUCACCAAAAUGCGACUGGAUCUUCCUACCACAGCCCGUCUACAUAGUAAAGCAUGAAGCCCUCGAGGGCUUUACACGUCUCGAUGAGCGUCUUGCGAAGUCUCGUGAGAUGACGACAAAACCGGAGGAUGCUGUCGAGAGCGUACCUGUGAAGGAUUUCGGGGUGCAUCAGGGUCAGGGAAACAAGGGUCUUGGGGAGUGUUACUGCUGGCUCGGUACACCGAAGAGAACCCCAGGCGCGCUUGGACGUAAACCUUCCGAGCUCAAGAAACCUCAGGCUGGGCAUGGCGGCUACCAGCAAGAGUAUCUUUGGCUUCCAGCCGUAGUUGUGCCCGAGUGGAAAAGACUGGACGGUGACAUGACCGUGGAGCAUCGUAUGCAGAAGAACCAUGAAGAACCAAAGGGGAUUGAUUCGUUCUUGACAGUCCGCGUCGAGGAUGACGCGGACACUACGCAGCCGUCUUGCGAGGUAGAGAAUGGGCAGAGGCGUGAUACACCUACAUCUCAUCCAGUCUUUGGCCACAGCUAA
This is a messenger RNA of Podospora bellae-mahoneyi, 648 nucleotides long. RefSeq lists its product as uncharacterized. The transcript has 3 exons. The record is from RefSeq and is a predicted model, not a curated record. Lineage: Eukaryota; Fungi; Ascomycota; Sordariomycetes; Sordariales; Podosporaceae. The coding region runs from base 1 to 648 and encodes 215 amino acids.